AACUGAAAUAUUUUUCCUUUUUCUUUUUUUUCUUUUUUCUUCUUUUUCUUUGUUUUUGACCCUUUCUUCACUUUUAUCAACAUAGAAAGAAAAAGCGCAUUAUAUAUCAACUUUACGACCUAUUACAACCAAGAACUUUAGUUCUCUAAAAAAGAAAAACACUUUUUUUUCACCCAAAAAAAAAAAACUUUACCCAUUCCAUUCACUAAACCCUCCCCCCCCCUUUAUAAGAUGACCGACUGUUACAAUCCAGACCCUAUUAUGCUUCGCAAUCCUUCCUUAUUAGAAGAUAAUAAGGAGCAAUCAGAAAUCAUUGAAAUCACUCAACAUCUCGCACCCGAACUAUACCAAUAUGAAUUCCCACCUAAAUCUCGCUUAUUGGCCCUUGAAGCUGAUGAAAGCCAUGAGAAUGAAGACUAUUCUUACUUUGACGAAUGUUCUUUUACUACCACCUCAACUUCGACCGCAGCUUAUUCUAAUAUUCUUUAUGAAGAAGAUGAGGAAGAAGACGAUUAUUACCAACAUAAAAUACCUGAUAUUGAUUCCUUAUUACUCAAUGAUUCAGAACAAUUCUUAAACCGCUAUUUUGAUUCUUUUGAUCAACCUAAUGAUAAUGAAAAUAAUGACAAUAUGAUGGAGGAAAUGUCAUUUGUUGCUGACAAUCAAUUAUCGCCUCUUCAAUUACCUAUCCAAGCUAAUUAUGACCAUCGCAGCAACCGUGAAGAAUCUUAUGAUUCAACUGGUACUGUUGUGAUUCGCAAACCAUCUUACCAACCUGCUCGUCCUUCUUCUUUCUUGACCCCUUCAGCCAGACACAGUUUACAAUACUUGGAACGUGUGGCUGAACAAGACAGAAUCAAUUGGGACAAUACUUCAUUUGUCUUUCCAGAUUAUUCAUAUCCUCAAAAAGGCUACCGAAGUGUCCACCCAUAUCAAUGCAGCCGAGUAAGUUCAGAAGCCGACAUCUUUCAACGUAUUGAAGAAGAAGAUGAUGACCAAAGCCACUUUUCAACCAGCUCUAAAGUGGUGGUCAUCAAGAUUAGCAAGAACAUGCCACCUCAAUUCAUUCAUCCUUCUUCCAAUGGCAGCUGUAUCAGCACGGAUGAAGGUUACGAUGAUGAAGACGACGAUAACAACAGUUAUUCCAAGGAAUUGCCUAUUGAGUCCGCUUCUGUCUUUUUGCCCUUGUCCGACCAAGAACAGGAACACAUGAUGGAUUUAGACCACCGCCGUUAUUUGGCUGCCGUCAAAAUCCAAUCUGUCUGGAGAGGCUACAUGGGCCGUAAACAAAUGAAAUCAAGCUCUUUGAAACUGUCACAUCGUGUGCUGGCUGGUCUUGCACAAAUCAACGAUAGUAUUCAUCGCCGCAACUGUAACCAACUUCAAGAACGCAUUCAAGUCCUUGAAAGACGUCUGAACGAAGAAACAGCCAUGCGUAUGGCUUUUGAAAAAGCAAUGGAAGACAUGACUAUUCUGAUGGAUCAUCAACAACACGUCUUGCAUGAGCGUGUUGAGCAAGAAGUCAGUAUGAGACAAACCUACGAACGCAAAAUGGAACAGGUUUUAGCUCAAGUUCAACCCCUCGAGUCUCGACUUCGACAUGAAGCUAAAGCCAGAGCUGAUCUAGAAUCCAUGAUGUCCCGCGUACUUGAUCAAUUGCAUGAUAUGAAAUCCCAAGCAAGAGAAGAAGUUGAACACCGUAAAGCAUUGGAACACAAGUUAGAUUCUGCUGUUGAAGAGAUUCAAACUUUAAAGACAAAGAAGCCAACAUCUGCUGUCAAUACAACCCAGCCUUCUCGUGCUGUCUCUAGACUCUCAACUGCUAGUAAGAGUACUAAGACACAACCCAAUACCUCCUCUAGACCUUCCACAACUCCAUUAUCUCGCCCUGUUUCUCGUCCUGUUUCUCGCCUUUCUCAUGUCAACAAAUCAUCUGCUACCACGACCACUGCUGCUACUCGAAAGACACUUACGCCUUCUCGGUUAUCCACCCGUCCAACUGAAUCAGCUAAACCAGCAAUGAGAAAGACUAUCGUGAAUAGAAAAUUAUAAUUGCCAUUUAUUACUUAUUAAACAUUCUGAUGGUCGUUUAUUAUGGAUAAAAUACCAUUUUAUACAUCACAACAAUCAUCAUCCUCAUCUUGCUUAGACGUGUAGAAUACAACACACACACACACACACACACACACACACACACACAACACA
Messenger RNA from Gilbertella persicaria, 2205 nucleotides. RefSeq lists its product as uncharacterized. The coding region runs from base 232 to 2052 and encodes 606 amino acids. The transcript is spliced from 3 exons. Gene Ontology annotation, molecular function: protein binding. The record is from RefSeq and is a predicted model, not a curated record. NCBI's taxonomy places the organism in Eukaryota, Fungi, Mucoromycota, Mucoromycetes, Mucorales, Choanephoraceae.